AUGCCCUACUUCAAUGGAGAGGCAGAUGCAGAUGUCAGGUGGGUCAAACACGACACAGCCUUAUAUAAGGAUCUUGUUGGUGCAAUGGCCAAUGAAUGCUUUGUAUACCUGUACCAUGGGAUCCUCUACAACAUACCGGCAGUGCCUGCCAGAUUGGACCCUAUUACUGUGUCACUUGUGGGUGAUAUAUUGGUGUUUUUAAUCACUGGUAAGGAUGAAGUCGCAGAGAAUAUCGAAGGCUUCUCUGAUGUGGUUUAUGCCGUCACUUUGCUCACUGUUGGAGAAGUCCUUCUUUACACUGCAAUUAAGAAGGGUAGAGGUCUUCUAAGUAACGGACGCUUCGAUGCUAGUAGGGGGUCUAAGAGCAACCUGCAAGGCAUAUAUUUCAGAUGCUCUGUUGUCGAUCACUUGCCUUCAAGGAUUGCUGAGCCCUCUGCAUCAGACACGACAGCAAUCCAGGAGUUUCCAUUCAUUACAUUUCCACCCUUCCCAAAACCCCCACCGGGUGUGACACUCAUCCCUUUCAAAGAUUUCAGGGUGCACAGGAUACAGUUGUUUGCUGAAGCUGUUGGUGGCCACUGCAAUUUCAUUACAAGAUGGACUCACAUGGUGUAG
Messenger RNA from Suillus bovinus, 615 nucleotides. RefSeq lists its product as uncharacterized. The record is from RefSeq and is a predicted model, not a curated record. The transcript is spliced from 4 exons. NCBI's taxonomy places the organism in Eukaryota, Fungi, Basidiomycota, Agaricomycetes, Boletales, Suillaceae. The coding region runs from base 1 to 615 and encodes 204 amino acids.